AUGCUAUUUAUGUGGCUUUCGACAAUUGCUGGAGGAAUAAUGGUGGUGUGUGUAUCUUUGAAGAUCUUUCUUCCCUAUUUCUGGGAAGAUCUGAUGUUCUUCUUGAUGCGGAGGAGGUUAAAAGCAACAAUACAGAAGUGGACAAGCAAUGGAAUUCUCUCCAUAGUUGAUCUUUUCAUUCAGAGAGUGGGAAAAAUUCCCCACAAGCCAUUCAUUAUCCAUGAAGGGAAGGUGCACACCUAUCAGGACGUGGACAGGAGGAGUAACAGAGUAGCACAGGUCUUCCAACACUAUGGGAAUCUUAAAAAAGGGGACACUGUGGCCCUGCUGAUGGCAAAUGGACCUGACUUCAUCCAUGUCUGGUUCGGGAUGGCCAAGCUCGGCUGUGUGGUGGCUUUUCUCAACUUCAAUAUCCACUCUAGAUCUCUCCUGCACUGCAUUAACACAUGUGCAGCAAAAGCACUGGUGAUAGGAGAAGAGUGUUUGGGAUCAGUAGAGAAAGAAUUUAUUUUCCAUCUUCUGGAAAAUAAUAUUGCUGUCUGGGUGAUGAGCACCAGUUCACCUUUCCAGCAUGUUCACACUGUAUCGGACAAACUAGACAAGGUGACGGAUCACCCUGUUCCAUCUCACCUUAGAGUUAUCACUAACCCAAGAGACACAGCUAUGUAUAUCUUCACAUCAGGAAGCACAGGUUUCCCAAAAGCUGCUAUCAUCACUCAUCUAAGAACACUGCUUGCCUCCUCAACGUUUUCCCAGUGCGGUGCUCUUUCUGAGGAUAUUAUGUAUCUCACUCUUCCCUUGUAUCACAUCAGUGCUUCUCUUCUUGGCGUCGGUGGAUGCAUUCAGUUAGGAGCAACUUGUGUUUUGAAGAAGAAAUUUUCUGCAAGCCAGUUUUGGAAUGACUGUAGAAAACACAACAUUACCAUAUUUUUGUACAUAGGAGAACUCUGCCGCUAUCUCUGCAAUCAACCCAGUAAAGAAGAGGACAGAGCACACAAAGUGCGCCUUGCUCUAGGAAAUGGUGUCAGACCUUCUGUAUGGAAAGAAUUUCUGAUGAGGUUUGGCCCAAUUAAACUAUUUGAAUUCUAUGGAUCCACAGAAGGAAAUCUUGGUUUCUUGAACUACACUAAUAAAAUAGGAGCUGUGGGCCGUGCUGGAUUUUUCUCAAAGUUCCUACAUUCUUUUGAGUUGUUGAAAUAUGAUGUCUGGAAACAAGAACUUAUAAAGGAUGAAAACGGAAGGUGUCAGAAAUCACCCAUAGGUAAACCUGGUCUUCUAGUUGUUCAGGUUACUCAGGAUGCCCCAUUUUCUGGAUAUGCUGGAAACAAAGAAGCCUCAGAGAAGAAACUCCUGCGUAACGUGUUUGUGGAAGGAGAUGUAUAUCUUGAUACAGGAGACCUCCUCAUGCAGGAUGAGGAUGGCUUCCUCUACUUCACUGACAGGGUGGGAGACACUUUCAGGUGGAAAGGAGAAAAUGUCGCCACUUCAGAAGUUGCAGAGGUCAUUGGUAUGAUGGAUUUUGUCCAAGAAGUUAAUGUUUACGGUGUAAGCAUAAAAAAUUAUGAAGGAAGAACAGGGAUGGCAGCUAUUGUGCUUAAACCUGGCCAACCCUUUAAUGGAGAAAGACUCUAUAAGCAUGUUGUGGACUUCCUUCCAAGUUAUGCCCAACCACGCUUUGUGAGGAUCAUGGAUGUUAUGCAAAUUACUGGAACUUUCAAGCAUCAGAAAAUGCAUCUGGUGAAUGAAGGAUUUAAUCCAGAAAUUAUAUCCGAACCUCUGUACUUCAUGCAUGAACCUGCAUGUUCCUAUAUUCCUUUGACAAGAGAGAUAUACCAGAAUGUGGUUUCCGGUGAAAUACGCUUAUAA
Acanthisitta chloris (rifleman) is the source of this 1866-nucleotide messenger RNA. RefSeq names its product long-chain fatty acid transport protein 6-like. Gene Ontology annotation, molecular function: long-chain fatty acid-CoA ligase activity; long-chain fatty acid transmembrane transporter activity. The transcript has 10 exons. The coding region runs from base 1 to 1866 and encodes 621 amino acids. The record is from RefSeq and is a predicted model, not a curated record. NCBI's taxonomy places the organism in Eukaryota, Metazoa, Chordata, Aves, Passeriformes, Acanthisittidae.